Messenger RNA from Solea senegalensis (Senegalese sole), 1491 nucleotides. RefSeq names its product dynein regulatory complex protein 10-like. The record is from RefSeq and is a predicted model, not a curated record. The transcript has a single exon. The coding region runs from base 1 to 1491 and encodes 496 amino acids. Gene Ontology annotation, molecular function: protein binding. Lineage: Eukaryota; Metazoa; Chordata; Actinopteri; Pleuronectiformes; Soleidae.
AUGGAGUUCUCGGAGUUACCUAGUGAUGCGGAAAGAAUAAUUCAGUGUGUGGAUGAUCUGAAGAAAAAGCUCCUCUCUGUGGAGGCGCAGCGAAUCUCGCGCAUAUGGGAAAACUGCAUCAGUCAAAUUGAGAUUGUGGCAACUCUGCCCGCCGACCUCCACAUCGUUUCAAGUGACAUGGAUAAAGAGCUGAUCAAAAAACUUAAAAAGCAUCAACUAGCGUGUGAACGACUGGAGAGAGAGACACAAGAGGGUCUCGAGCAGGAGUCAGAGGGAGAAGCGACAAAGGCAAGGUCCCAUCUUGACAAAGACGUCCAGAGUUCUGUCCGGGAUGUGCUCCGGUUUCUCCGCUCACAUCCAGAUGCCAUAUUUGGUUUGAGGGCAGAACAAAGUAUGGAAGCGGGAGAGAGUGAGAACAAACUAAUUAGAGAGCUUAAGGGGUUUCACAGCCAUAUGCUAAACAAAUUACUCACCAGUCCAUUUGAGGAGUCACAGUCCACCCUCCAAAAUAUGGCAAUUACACCUCUGCAGCAAGUCCUCCAUGAUCUGGAGCACACGUCUUCACAGGAAGCAGAAGUAGCCAAAGCCAUCAAGCAAAUACAUAUCAAGAUUAUUCAGAAAACUGCUGAGGUUGAAAAUCUGCGGCAACAAUUUUCAAUGUUAUCAAUCACAGAUGAGAAGUAUCAGCGGCAUCAUCACGCGUCAGAGGAAAAGGCAAGUAUGCAAGAGAAAAUCGAUCAUCUCAAGAUUCAGCUCAACAUUUUAAAGCAGGAGAACACAGCGGCAUUGGUAAUACUCCACAAGGAAGAUGAGAAAGUGGAGAAAAUACUUGACUUGCGCCAAACAUUUGAUAACGAUGUAGAAGAAAAGGAGGUGACCUUGCAGCAGGAGAAAAGUCAUCGUAAAAAGGUGGAGGAGGAGGAGGAGUUGGGGAUGCAAGGCACUUUGCAGCAACAAUUGGUGUCACAACUCAAAGACAAGAAGGAUCAGCUACAAAGCACUUCAUUGGAGAAACGGGCACGUAUGCAACAGAGGAUUGAUCAACUGGAGAUUCAGGUCGAAAAGCUAAAAAAGGAGAACUCAGAAGGGGAGUUCGCGCUGCAACGGAAAAAUGACGAAGUGGAGAAAAUAAAAACAAACCUGCGCCAAACCUUCGACAAAGAGCAUGAAAUAAAACAGGACAAACUGGAGACGGAGGAACUUGAUAAUGAAAAAGAGCUGAACAAGUUGAGGAAGCUAGAAAACGCCUUUUCUGUGAUAGAGGAGGAGUUCAACCAGAUCGAGGAGAGGCUGGCGGAGGAGCAGAGGCGGAAGGAGCAGCUGAAGAUACAGAUCAAAGCUGUUAUUAUUGCCCAAUCGUGGUGGAGAGGCUACAAAACUCGCAAGGCCUUAAGGAACAAGGUCGAAAGUGAAGUGGGCGAAGUAAAGGGCAAAAAGAAGAAAGGUGGAAAGAAGGGCGGCAAAAAAGGCAAAUCCAAAAAGAAAAAAUAA